AUGACGUUCGGUUUGAUCACCAAUAUGAUAGUUUAUGUGACUGCUAGAAAGCUAAAUUCAAUGAGAAGCUCAUUCGGAAUCAUCACCAAAAACCAAGCAAUCUGCAACAUUCUAAUGUGUGUUCUCUUCCUGAUUUUUGUUGGACCCCUUCAAUUAACACCUAUCAAACUCCCUCACGACUACACUCGUUUUGUGGGGACUGUAUCGAUGAUAAUCUAUGAAAUCGCUGCUCAACUAAACUUUUUCAACUCGUUGAACCGAUUCUGUGCCGUCUACAUGAUUUUCCUUUAUGAUCGCAUCUUCUCUAACUUCAACACUUACUUCCUCCGAAAUGUAGCUAUUUUUGUAUCUGUUGCCAUGUGUGUCACAUUCUACGAGAUUCUCGGUUGCUACCUCUAUCUUGAUCCGGACUACUGGAUUUUCACUUUUCCUGAAGACGAUGAGAGAUGUAAUGAUCUCACUUGGUACUGUGAUUUCAUUUUCAACAUGUCACUAGUCAUCUCAACUAUGAUCCUUAACCUGUUAGCUGCAUACAAAGCUCGCAAACUUCACAGAAUGGUGUCUGAUACAACUGGAGUGAGAAUGUCAAAGGAACAAAGACAGCGAGAGAUUAACUUUAUUCGUCAAUCCUUCUUCCAAGGUCUUUCAAUGAGUGUUGCUCUGAUAUUCUACAGAAUCACUGCUCCAUUAAUAAGUGAUAAGAUUCUAUUGUUUUUGGAUGCAAGUCUAUGGGCAUUCAUGUUGGCAAUCGAAGGAGGAAUAAUUCUUCUAUCAAAUCAAGAACUUCUGCUGGCUGUUCGUAAAAAAAGGCAUGGUCGAGCUCAUAUCGUCGAUAUUCGCUCUGGAAAUAUAGAUAACUACAUUGUUCACCAUACAAGUACCCAUGGACCAGAGACAUCUCAUACCGCUAAAUUCUGA
Caenorhabditis briggsae is the source of this 918-nucleotide messenger RNA. RefSeq names its product Protein CBR-SRX-19 (gene Cbr-srx-19). The coding region runs from base 1 to 918 and encodes 305 amino acids. The transcript is spliced from 4 exons. NCBI's taxonomy places the organism in Eukaryota, Metazoa, Nematoda, Chromadorea, Rhabditida, Rhabditidae. The record is from RefSeq and is a predicted model, not a curated record.